Messenger RNA from Trichoderma gamsii, 639 nucleotides. RefSeq lists its product as hypothetical. The record is from RefSeq and is a predicted model, not a curated record. Lineage: Eukaryota; Fungi; Ascomycota; Sordariomycetes; Hypocreales; Hypocreaceae. The transcript has a single exon. Bases 1 to 639 code for a protein of 212 amino acids. Gene Ontology annotation, biological process: dephosphorylation; thiamine metabolic process; thiamine diphosphate metabolic process. Gene Ontology annotation, molecular function: thiamine triphosphate phosphatase activity; magnesium ion binding.
AUGGCGUUCCGACGACUACCCGUUUCGACUUGCGUAAUAGAAGUAGAACGUAAGUUUCACUCUCUCGCAGUCCGUGAGCUGACUCAACAUGGCGGACUUCCUCAUUUCAAGAAUCUAUGGAAACUUCCUGACCAGAUAAUUCGCGACUCUUAUUACGACAAGUCCAACAUUCUCUCUUCGGCCGGGGUAUGGAUAAGAAACAGGGACGGAGAGUGGCAGGCAAAAAUAAAAAAAGGGGGGGAUUUCAACAACUCGAGAUUCGAGGAGCUCAGCAGCAUUGGCGAUAUCGCGGCAUUCGUUAAACGAGCUACUGGCAUCGAUGGGAGGGAAACCAUAAACUUUGGCCUGCAGCCCACCGCUACUUUUUCCACCACACGCGAAACCUGGGUAGCGGAUGACGAGUUCCAUGUUGUCCUCGACACAAUGGAUUUUGGUCACCAGGUCGGCGAAAUCGAGCUGCAGAAGACUUUGGCUGGCGAGAAUGGGGGUGCACCAACCGAGCGGCAAAAGCAACAAGAGAUGCAAAUCAUGGACGGCCGGAUUGUCGCUUUCAUGAAGAUGUACGCAUGGGCGUUUUCUCCCGGUGAGCCAAAAGGAAAACUGACGGCUUACUUUGAACGAUUGAGGUCUCGGGUGUAG